Molecule: messenger RNA, 1951 nt
Organism: Carassius gibelio (silver crucian carp)
Lineage: Eukaryota; Metazoa; Chordata; Actinopteri; Cypriniformes; Cyprinidae
Product: minor histocompatibility antigen H13
Exons: 12
Coding region: 145-1338 (397 amino acids)
Biological process (GO): membrane protein proteolysis
Cellular component (GO): cytoplasmic side of endoplasmic reticulum membrane; lumenal side of endoplasmic reticulum membrane; membrane
Molecular function (GO): aspartic endopeptidase activity, intramembrane cleaving
Source: RefSeq, a predicted model, not a curated record
CGUCAAAGAAGAAGAAGACAUCACCGGGGAGAGUUAGGAAACGUGGCCUUAAGAGAGAUCUGAGCUCAUCUCAAUGAGAAGCACGCUCAGUUGACACUCUCAGUAUCUAUAUUUAAGGGUCACAGUAAUUAAACGCGCGAAAACAUGGCUGAUGUGGAGCAAAACGCAGCUGUGCCAGACGGAUCCAGUAACGGCUCGGAUGCCGUUAACGGGACCGCUGGCCGGUUCGUGUCCAGUGCCGAGGGCACAGCUCUGGCGUACGGGAGCCUGCUGCUCAUGGCCCUGCUGCCCAUCUUCUUCGGAGCACUCAAGUCCGUGGGCUGCUCCAAGAGCAAGAGUGCUUCAGAUAUGCCUGAGACCAUCACAAGCAGAGAUGCUGCUCGAUUCCCCAUCAUUGCCAGCUGCACUCUCUUUGGCCUAUAUCUCUUUUUCAAGAUUUUCUCGCAGGAAUACAUUAACUUGCUGCUAUCCAUGUAUUUCUUCGUGCUUGGAAUAUUAGCGCUGUCUCACACAAUGAGUCCGUUUAUGUGCAGAGUUUUCCCUGCUAACUGGCCAAAUAAGCAGUACCAGCUGCUGUUCACCCAGGGCUCAGGAGAAAGCAAAGAGGAGAUUGUCAACUAUGAGUUUGACACCAAGGAUCUGAUAUGCCUGGGAAUCAGCAGUGUGGUAGGGGUCUGGUAUGUCCUGAAAAAGCACUGGAUCGCCAAUAACCUGUUUGGUCUGGCUUUUGCCCUGAAUGGAGUUGAGCUGCUACACCUCAAUAACGUCAGCACUGGAUGCAUCCUGCUGGGAGGUCUGUUUGUUUACGAUGUGUUCUGGGUUUUUGGCACCAAUGUUAUGGUGACCGUUGCAAAGUCCUUCGAAGCCCCAAUUAAGUUGGUUUUCCCACAAGAUUUGCUGGAAAAAGGUUUGGGUGCCAGUAACUUUGCCAUGUUGGGACUGGGGGACAUUGUCAUUCCAGGAAUCUUCAUUGCCCUGCUCCUGCGCUUUGAUGUCAGUUUGAAGAAGAACACACGAACUUACUUCUACACCAGUUUCCUGGCUUACAUCUUUGGCCUGGGUCUUACCAUAUUCGUAAUGCACACCUUUAAACAUGCUCAGCCUGCUCUGCUGUACCUGGUCCCUGCUUGUGUUGGAUUUCCGGUGCUGCUGGCCCUAUUUAAAGGAGAACUGACAGAGAUGUUCAGCUAUGAAUCGUCAGAUGAAGUUUUGCCCCACACUCCGCGGCUCACUCAUUUCCCCACUGUGUCGGGCUCUCCAGCUAGUCUGGCUAACUCCAUGCAGAGUUUUGGCCUGUCGACCCCCAGCCGUCGCCGGCACACACCCUCCGACAUGUAACAACUGAAUUCUUUUCCAUUACUAUGCAGGUAUCGCCAUUGAUCAUUCAAUUGAACCUUCCUGAUCUUUUCCUGUCAACAUCCUCACACAAUUCAGGGUCAUUUAAAGUACAGUUUCAUUUUGUUAUGCUCCUAGUUGGCCUCUCUUGUUGUGUCAUGAGAUUAUGCACUAGCUCAUGUGGUUUCUAAACUGUAUAAAAUGACAGCAAUGUAAGACCCAUUUACAUUUUUUUCCAUCCAUUUACCUGUAGUUCUGUCUUCAGUGAGCACUGAGCUUUGUCAUGGUAACUUUCACAAGUUCUUGAUGUCUGUUUGUUUCCUGUCCUGCCUUAUUGAUUUCCUUAUACAUCUUUCAGUGUACUUCUAUCACUGGUGUCCACUACAGCAGACAUUCAUUUAUCAAAAAGGGGCAAAUCACAUCAAACAUAGGGACAGAGCAGCCCGACACCUGUCUCCUAUUUUUAUCCAUAUUUAUUAAUAUUGAUUGCCUCCCAGUCACGCUUGACUUAAUUCUUUUGUCUCCUGCAGAUAUGAAGAGUCUUCACCAGAGGAGGCGUCAUUGAAAGUGGAAAUAACAGAAUCUGAUAAAGACAAAUAAAAAUGCUGAGACUUAA